AUGUCAAAUAACGAAUGCCCUGCAGCCGAAGAAUUUCCUUCUUCAUCAGAACUCAACAUUGGUGCGAACCUUAGCAUGACCCCUUCAGAAAAAGACGCUCCUUCUAUUAUCAAUGGAGGAACACCAAAGCAAAGAUCCAGAAAAUCCAGCUCAAUUUCCAAUAUUCCAAUGCGAAUAGAAGACAUGCUUAAAGCAAAAGACGAGGAAGUUAAAGCAAGAAUAACGACCUUAAGGAUGCUAAAAAACGCUGAAGAAAGAAGAAGCUACACAGCUGCCCCUCAGAUCAACCCAAACUCUAAGAAAAUCCUCAAAAACUCCAAGCGAGCAAUCGAGGACAAAGAAUUAGAAGAAAAACUAGCCAUAGAAGACGGUGACAAAGUUGACACUUUCCAAGAAUACAAAAAUUUCGGAGCAGAAAUCAAAAUCCCUUACGAAUCUUUAAAAGAAAGCUUGAAAAACCGUUGCAAAAUUCCAGUCGAAACAGAGGAGGAAAAAGUUGAUACAAGUAAAAUGACUUUGGUUGAAAGAAACUUGUAUUGGGCGAAAAAGAAAAACGAGAGAAUAGAAAAAGAAAGAAUAAGCAAGGAGAAGGUAGAAAUGAGCGCAUGCACUUUUAAGCCUGUGGUGUCACCAAGAAUGUCAACAAGUAGUUCAAUGUCAUCAAUUGAAAAUAUUGCCUCUAAGGCUACGAAAUACUCUAAUAGUAUUUACAGUGCGAAAAGAAUAUCAUCUCCAAUAUCUGAAAGUAACCACAAAGAUGCUCAUUCCCCCCUUCGUGAGCGAACAAAAGCAUUAGAAAAAUCCCUAUUUUUGCCCAAAAACCUACUCUCCAUAAAUAAACAAAAUUUUUUAUGAUAAAAAUUGAUAUAUAAGUAUAGUUAUUAUAAUUAAAUCUAGUGCAACUCUGUUUGAUUUUAAACAGCUUGCAAUUCAAAACAUAAAUCUUGCAAAUUAAAUUAAAUUUUAAUUCCCAAUUUUUUUACAUAUUGAGAUUUUUUCAAUCUUGAAAAAAAUUUUAAAAAAAAAUAUCCCUGCAUGAGUGAACAAAAUAUUUUUGUUCGCUCACUUAGGGGGAGCCAGGGAAAGUCAAAGCCCUCUAUGGCGGAACAAAAGCAAGCACGAAAUCUUAGAAUCCCACCUCCAAACCCGAUAGAAACCAAGCAGCAACAAGCUGAAAAGCCUGAAAAAAAUAUUGCAGAGCCUUUUGUGUCUCCAAAUUAUGCUCAGCUGACCCCAGUAUGUAAAAACUAUAAAUUUAAGCAAGGAUUUAACUACGACAAGAUGAAAAGCCAAGCCAAGCCAAUGGUAAGAUAUGGAGCACUAGGAAAUUAG
Blepharisma stoltei is the source of this 1332-nucleotide messenger RNA. The record is from the annotation of a GenBank genome assembly. Lineage: Eukaryota; Ciliophora; Heterotrichea; Heterotrichida; Blepharismidae.